CCUCAGGAGGCCAUCAUGGACGGGACGGAGAUCGCGGUGUCCCCGCGCAGCCUGCACAGCGAGCUGAUGUGCCCCAUCUGCCUGGACAUGCUGAAGAACACCAUGACCACCAAGGAGUGCCUGCACCGCUUCUGCUCCGACUGCAUCGUCACCGCCCUGCGCAGCGGGAACAAGGAGUGUCCAACGUGCCGGAAGAAGUUGGUUUCCAAGCGAUCCCUACGACCGGAUCCCAACUUUGACGCUCUGAUCUCCAAGAUAUACCCCAGCCGGGAUGAGUACGAGGCCCACCAGGACCGUGUCCUGGCCAAGCUCAGCCGGCUCCACAACCAGCAGGCGCUCAGCAGCAGCAUCGAGGAGGGGCUGAAGAUGCAGGCGAUGCACAGGUAG
Molecule: messenger RNA, 387 nt
Organism: Charadrius vociferus (killdeer)
Lineage: Eukaryota; Metazoa; Chordata; Aves; Charadriiformes; Charadriidae
Product: E3 ubiquitin-protein ligase RING2-A
Exons: 2
Biological process (GO): negative regulation of DNA-templated transcription
Cellular component (GO): PcG protein complex; ubiquitin ligase complex
Molecular function (GO): ubiquitin protein ligase activity; chromatin binding
Source: RefSeq, a predicted model, not a curated record